UAUCUCCUUUGCUGUAUCUCCUUCCCCGCUUGUGUUGACUCCAUACAAAAAGCGACCAAGCCAAACUUUGCAACUUUCCAAAGUUACAAUUGCUCUGUUUCAACAAAAAUGGGUCCCAAGCGAGUUCUCAUCACGUAUGGAGUCGACGUUGACGCCGUAGCCGGAUGGCUUGGCUCCUAUGAAGGCGAAGACUCGCCAAAUGACAUAAGCCGAGGUGCGUCGUGUCACAUCUAGGAUGAAGAGUUUACUAACGUGGAGUUAGGGUUUUGGGCGGGCACGGUUGGCACCCGGCGAUUGCUCAAGCUCUUCGACAAGUACGACAUCAAGACAACAUGGUUCAUUCCCGGCCAUUCGCUGGAGACCUUCCCCGAGGAUAUGGCUGCAGUACGCGAUGCAGGACAUGAGAUCGGCCUUCAUGGCUACUCGCAUGAGAACCCAACGGAUAUGACCAUUGAACAGCAGCGAGACGUUCUCGAUAAGACAUAUCGCAUGCUGACCGAGUUCGCUGGCAAACCACCCCGCGGGAGCGUCGCCCCUUGGUGGGAGACCAGCCAAGAAGGAGCCCAGCUACUUCUAGACUAUGGCAUUGAGUACGAUCACAGCAUGAGCCAUGAGGAUUGUCAGGCGUACUAUCUCCGGACCGGUGAUUCUUGGACAAAAAUCGAUUAUAGUCAGAAAGCCGAGACCUGGAUGAAGCCGCUUGAACACGGCACGCAAACUGGCCUGGUCGAGAUUCCUUCCAACUGGUACAUUGACGACUUGCCACCAAUGAUGUUUAUUAAGAAGGCACCCAAUAGCCAUGGCUUUGUCAAUCCACGCGACGUUGAAGAUAUUUGGCGCGACCAUUUUGAUUAUUUCUACCGCGAGUAUGAUGAGUUUAUCUUUCCGAUAUCCAUCCAUCCGGAUGUUUCUGGAAGGCCGCAUGUUCUUCUGAUGCAUGAGCGACUCAUUGAACACUUCAAGAAGCACGAAGGAGUUGAGUUUGUGACCAUGGAGCAAGUGUGUGACGAGUUCAAAAAGAAGAACCCGGUUCCACCGGGCGCCUUGAUGCCUGCUCCGGUAGGAGAAAUGCUCAAGAAAUGAAGGGGCCCGUAGCAUUAGCAUUCUUACUAGUAACUAGUUAUCUGUGCCUCUCGAAUAAUGUUAUUUUCCAUCUUAUCUUGUC
Penicillium brasilianum is the source of this 1165-nucleotide messenger RNA. Lineage: Eukaryota; Fungi; Ascomycota; Eurotiomycetes; Eurotiales; Aspergillaceae. The record is from the annotation of a GenBank genome assembly.